UUGGCUACAGAGGCAAUGACGCGUCUAGCAUUUAAACUUUUUCAUUCACGCUUUUGUAUAGCUGUAUUGCUGUCAGCCGUUGGAGCGCUGUGCUGGUGCAGGAAUCAUAGGAGGCACGUAGCUCAGAUGGCUUCUCACCAGCUUCAGGUGUCCGGUUUGAUCAAAUGCUUCAGACAGCAGUGGUCCCUUGUGUGCCAGUCUGAGAGAACCACUGUGUGCGGCGCUGACAACAUGCUACUCACUUUGCAGUUAGCGCUGGCAGAAGUCAAUCGAAAAACUGGAAAAGAGUAUACCGCCUCCCUUAGUGACGUGCUGCUAAUAUGGAAACACUUGGUUAAAGAUAAACUUGGGCUAAUUUCUAAUGGUAUGCCUGCUCCUAAGAGCUAUGAUGAGAUCAGAAAAAGCUAUGACCUGCUUAUGAAAAACAGCAAUUCAUUGGAUCUUAUUGAUUUAUAUGAAAGAUUAUCAACACUUGGCUGCUCUACAGAAACAGAUCUCUCCUCUGACCACUUACUGGAGUUUCUUUCUGGUUCUCAAUCAGAAGAUGCAGAUCUUGGGUUCUUACCAGUUUCAACACCGUGCAAGAAUAAUAUGGAUUUUCUGAAGAUGAAAAGAGUGGUUAAGACAGUCUUUUGUUCAUAUUUACAUCUACUGGUGAAUUCUAAAAAUGACAUUGCUCUAGCUCAAGUACUUAAUUGUCCUGACCGAGGACUUGGCAGAGAAGCUUUCACGGACCUCAAACAUGCUUCGAGAAAGAAGCAGAUGUCCCUGUUCUUGGUGGCAAUGUCAUUUGUAAGAACAGUGGAGCUUGGAGGGAAAGGUUAUGCUCCCUCAGAAUCUGAUCCGUUAAGAAAACACAUGAAAGGACUUUCACACUUUGUUACCUUUAUGGACCGACUUGAUGAAAUUCUUGGAGAAACACAUAAUACAAGAACUACAGGAGAGCUAAUCUUAUCUGCAAUCAAGAUGCAUCUGAUAAAAGGAAGAGGCAGCGGGGAUUCAUUUAGUGAAGCUGUGUUGGAGGUUGCACAGGAGUUGGAUUUAAGGAUUAAAACCAUAAUUAAUUUAUGUAGAGAAGAUACAAGUGAGAGCACCACAGGCAUCAGUCCUGCUCGGCCUAGAAUUCAUGCAAUAAACCGAGGCACAGCUUUAUGUGGUAGAGAAACCAUAAAAACAUUGCUAAUACUCUUGGAUGAAGAAGCCGCUAGUCCUCCCAGCAAAAACAAAGCUGAGCUGUUAUGUGCUGAUGAAGAAAAUGCCAUCUUUGGAGCAAUUUCCCUUUUAUCUCUCUUUAAGACUCCAGAACAGAAUCAUGGAUCCUCUCCCAAACCUCUCAGCCAACGUGUCCAGAAAUGCGUGAACAAAAAUGACCCCAAGCUAAAGCAGAACUUAAUAAAAUCUCAGUUCUCCUGCACUUAUAAAGAGGGCUCCACAACCCAAAUCAAGUUACCUGCUUUUCCCAGUAUGAGUCAAGUUCCAACCUGCAUUCAUCCAGCACCAAAGAUUGUUCCAGUGCUCUGCUUUGACGAACCAAUUGGUUAUGUGCAGAAAGAAAAACCAGCACUUCAGAUAAGGUCAGGAAACACUGACAACAAAGAUGUGAAAGGAAAGUCCAGCGAAGACUCGGAAAGAGUAGGAAAGACUGUACAAAAGAGUAGGAAAAGAAAGCAGGUAGACAAAGGAGAAACUCAUGACAAGCUAGAUAAUGAGCCCCCUCAGAAGAGGGCUACAGCUGGCUCAGCUACAACUAAGGAAAAUACAGCCACAAGAGCUAAAGGGAAAUCCGCACCCAAAAACAAACUGAUUGUAGGACAAGCCAAGUUAACAAGCUUCUUCCGUGUAUAAACUUUCAUUUGUACUGUUGAAAAUGUGUUAUGUUUUAGUAAUAUGUGAACAAUUUCUUUCCCCCUUAUUUUAACCAUGUGAUACUUGUGAUAAGAAAUUCGUAACAGGUUUACAUUGCUCAGAUCAGUAUUUUAUUUUGUAUUUUUUAUUUAAUAAAUGUAUGCAAACUAUA
Messenger RNA from Pseudophryne corroboree (corroboree frog), 2017 nucleotides. RefSeq names its product PARP1 binding protein (gene PARPBP). Gene Ontology annotation, cellular component: chromatin. The transcript is spliced from 11 exons. Lineage: Eukaryota; Metazoa; Chordata; Amphibia; Anura; Myobatrachidae. Bases 16 to 1845 code for a protein of 609 amino acids. Gene Ontology annotation, biological process: negative regulation of double-strand break repair via homologous recombination. The record is from RefSeq and is a predicted model, not a curated record.